AGGGCUGACCCUCAGCCUCAUCCCUUAGGGCCGACCCUCAGCGCCAUCCUUCAGCCCCAUCCCUCAGGGCUGACCCUCAGCCCCAUCCUUCAACCCUAUCCCUCAGCCCCGACCCUCAGCCCCAUCCUUUAGCCUCAUCCCUCAGGGCUUCACCUCAGGGCUGACCCUCAGCCCCGUCCCUCAGCCCGCAAAUUUGGAGUAAUCAAUCCAUUACUGCCUGUUAAGAUUCAGCAAAGAAAUGAAAAGAAGUUUAGCUGACACCUCAGCUCGCAGCACAGCAGGUUGUCUGCCUGUACCACUGUUCAAUCAGAAAAAAAGAACUAGACAGCCCAUCACUUCAAAUCCACUUAGAAACGAACCAGGUACUGGUUCUGGGACUCGUAGUUAUGACUUCUCUCCCUCAUCAUUUGGCUGGGGAACUGCAAACCCAGAAGUGGAUGAACUACAGACAGCAGCAAACAGUGGCCAAGCAGAACAUCCGAUGGCUCCUUCCCUUAUGAAACCACCAAAUGCAUCAAAGUUUAAUUUAGCAAAUGCUGGGAAAAACUUGUCUGCCUGCAGGAACAGGAAUGAAUAUACUCCUUUAGGUAACACAGCAAAUUCAAGAUCUGAUAAUGGAACUUCUCUAAAGUUUGAGAACUUUUCAAGCAGUUUGAAAACUGUCCAGCAGCAAAAACACCCUGACAGUCGUAACCCAUCCCACCUCAUCAAACCAGACACAUCCAAAGGACAGUGGCCAGUGAAACCCAACACUGUGGCAAGAAGUCUGCAGGAUCAUAGUCCAGCAUAUAAAUUUAACUACAAUACUCAGCAAAAUAAAAUGAAUGAAAACCAAUUUGCUUGUGUCCCAGAAGAUAAAAGUCAGGAAAUGUCAUCAUCUCAAGUAAAAAUGAAAAUAAAAAAGAAUUCUUUGCGAAUCCUGUCUGCAGUCAUUCAAAGUGUGAGGCACUGGAGCCAAUAUACCUAUAAAACUGCACUGUUAUUUGAAGUUCUAGGCACACUGGAUUCUGCAGUCACACCUGGAGCAAAAGGGGCAAAGAACUUUCUUCUGAGAGAUGGAAAGGAGACCCUGCCUUGCGUGUUUUAUGAAAUUGACCGUGAGCUUCCACGACUCAUUAGAGGUCGAGUGCACAGGUGCAUGGGAACUUACGAUGCAAAAAGGAACAUUUUCAAGUGCGUCUCUGUAAGACCAGCAACUGCUCAAGAACAGAACACUUUCCAAGACUUUAUUAAAAUUGCAGAUGUUGAGAUGACAGCAUAUGUAAAAACUAUAAAUGAAAUGUAAAAAUCAAAAUGGUUGUCCAAACCCCAGUUUUAACUAAUUGUUGCUCAUAAAGACUGGACAUGCUACAACAUUUACCAAAAUUACCAGUGAAAAUGGGGUUAAGCUUUUGAAAGUAUCACUGUGCUGUGUUGUCUAACAAAUGCUGUGUGGUGUUCUUUGGGUUCCCAUUUAUGUGUUACCUCAUUCACUUUUUUUUAAAAAAUAAAUAAUCAGUAUAAUACCUGUAUAAAAUAACAACAAACCCUGAAGCUGUAGGAAGAUUCCCAAGGACACAGAGGAAGUAGAAAAGAAAGAAUUAUUUGAGCACAGAACUUCCUUGCCUUUGCCAUAGAAACAUCUUUCAUGAGGGAAGGACCAUGUACAUGUUUAUGUACCUUUGCCUUCAAACAUUAACUUUCAUAGA
Messenger RNA from Ficedula albicollis (Collared flycatcher), 1688 nucleotides. It is a transcript of the gene SPATA22, whose product is annotated as spermatogenesis associated 22. Lineage: Eukaryota; Metazoa; Chordata; Aves; Passeriformes; Muscicapidae. The record is from RefSeq and is a predicted model, not a curated record. The transcript is spliced from 9 exons. Gene Ontology annotation, biological process: meiotic DNA repair synthesis; regulation of meiotic cell cycle; gamete generation. The coding region runs from base 239 to 1285 and encodes 348 amino acids.